CCGCCAACCAAGCGUGAGUGUGCAUCAGAAAUUUCCCAACCUCAGAAUUUUUGCACUCAAAAGUUAAAAUCCUAACCCUAGCAAUCAGAAGAACAACAGAAGCAGAGAAAAAUGACGCAGAAGGCGAAUCUUUUCAAGGGUAAAGCAAAGAAGAAAUCAAUACCUCCCAAUCUUCAUGGGAAAGUCCCUGUUACUCGUAAAGGAAAGAGAUUCGUGAAGCCAUCCAAGGUUACAAAGGAUAUGGAUACUGAUCGUGAGGUGAGCAAAUUCAUUAACCACUGCAAUGAGAUCAAAGCAGCGACUCUAGCAACGAAGGAUGGUGGGCAACUAGGCAUCAUUAAGCCGCCACAAGAGCCAGCAAGUAAAUAGUUAAUGAUCGGAGAAACAAGGAUGGUUUUGAAUGUAUCUUGUGAAUGGCGCAUUGUCUUUGAGCCUUUGUCCUUAUAAAUUGUAAAAGCAAUUUUGAUAAUCUUACCUUGCUAGAGUAUUUUGGUAUGUGUGUAUUGCUUUGAAUUGCUCCAUUUUUUCUCCUUUUGGUUAUUGUGUGUUUGGGAAACUGUAGUUGUCAUAGUUGAUUGUUCGAUUUCUGAAGUAACUGAGGAAGCUCUAUUUUAUCAAUUCAACAAAAGUGAUUAUGUCAA
Molecule: messenger RNA, 641 nt
Organism: Glycine soja
Lineage: Eukaryota; Viridiplantae; Streptophyta; Magnoliopsida; Fabales; Fabaceae
Exons: 3
Coding region: 112-369 (85 amino acids)
Source: RefSeq, a predicted model, not a curated record